UAACAUUUAUUUUUCUAUUACGUGGUUUGAAUUAAAUUGUUAGAUUCUUUUAUUCUUUUUUCGGUUGAGUCUGAUGAUGAUUUAAAAAAAAAUUACUUUUUUGUAAGCAGGUUGAUUUUGACAUAAAUGGAAACACCUAUUUAUGAUUCGGAUUCCAAUAGCUCAUCAUCUAGCGAAGAGUCACUUACAACAUUGAAACAAAUGCUCGAUGGCUCAAGGAUGGAUGAUGUCGUUUAUGACCAAAUGAAUAUUGAUGUAGUUGAAACAUGUGUGGUUCGUAUCCCAAUGAUAUUGUCUUCUACGUUAAUAAGUAACAAAGGUCAUCAUGGCGGCUCAACAAUUGGUAGGCGGUAUAUACAUCGUGAUAGGAAAGAGCGUCAUGAUCUAAUUGUUAAUGAUUAUUUCAAUGGCGCGAAUUCAAAGUAUACACCAGAGAAAUUUCGUCGCCGGUUUCGGAUGGACAUUGAAUUAUUCCAGCGAAUUUUGGGAGCAAUUGAGAACCAUGAUGAUUAUUUUACACAAAAGGUUGAUGCGGUUGGAAAACCUGGGUUGAGUCCUUUACAAAAAAUAUUGGCUUCAAUGCGUAUGUUAGCAUAUGGUUGUGCAGCAGAUAUUCUAGAUGAGUAUGUCCAAAUUGGAGAGAGUACAACAAUUGAGAGUUUGAAACGAUUUUGUGAUGCUAUAAUUGAUAUUUUUGAAAAGCAAUAUCUACGAAAACCAGACAAAGAUGAUGUUGCACGACUUUUGAAAGAGGGAGAGGACCGAGGGUUUCCAGGUAUGCUUGGUAGUAUAGAUUGUAUGCAUUGGCAUUGGAAAAAUUGUCCAACAGCUUGGCAUGGGACACAUACUAACGGUUUUAAAAGAGUUCCGACUCUUAUUUUGGAGAUUGUAGCUUCUAAGAAUUUAUGGAUUUGGCAUGCAUUUUUUGGAAUGGCCGGUACAAAUAAUGAUGUUACUGUUUUAGAUAGAUCUCCUUUAUUUGAUGACCUAGUUAAUGAUAAAGCCCCGACGUGCAGUUACGUGGUAAAUGGUCAUUCUUAUAAUAUGGCGUACUAUCUAUCAGAUGGAAUUUAUCCGCAAUAUGCCACUUUAAUCCAAACAAUCUCAAAUCUCUCUUCUUUGAAGGAGAAACUAUUUGCAAGGCAUCAAGAAUCUGUGAGAAAAGAUGUAGAACGAGCAUUCGGAGUAUUGCAAAGUCGGUGGCAUAUUGUCAAAGGUCCGGGACGUAUGUGGAAUCCAAACGAUUUGGGAAAGAUUAUGAAAGCGUGUAUCAUUUUACAUAACAUGGUUGUUGAAAGCGAGAUUAGUCAAGGCCUUGAUCCUCAAAGUUGGCAACCCGAGGGAGAUGAUACAAGUGAUGAUGUUAUUCCAGAACACGAUUUCGCCUUUCUUUUUUCAAAGAUGAAUACUCGAAUGAAGGAGAUACAAAAUAAAAGAGUGCAUAGAGAAUUGAAGAAUGAUCUCAUAAAUCAUUUGUGGGAGUUACAUGGUGGCCAACAAGUUGAUUGAUCUUUUAUUAUUAUGGCCUCAUAUAUUGUAUUUCACCUACUCUCAAGGCCAACAAUGAUUUUAUAGUCGGAUAUUCUUUAAUAUGGUUCUUGGGCAUUAAUU
Molecule: messenger RNA, 1611 nt
Organism: Cuscuta epithymum
Lineage: Eukaryota; Viridiplantae; Streptophyta; Magnoliopsida; Solanales; Convolvulaceae
Source: the annotation of a GenBank genome assembly